Plasmodium vivax (malaria parasite P. vivax) is the source of this 2348-nucleotide messenger RNA. RefSeq names its product Phist protein (Pf-fam-b). The record is from RefSeq and is a predicted model, not a curated record. The coding region runs from base 1 to 1752 and encodes 583 amino acids. NCBI's taxonomy places the organism in Eukaryota, Apicomplexa, Aconoidasida, Haemosporida, Plasmodiidae. The transcript has 2 exons.
AUGAGGAACCUCAGGUUUUUUAGGCAUGCGAACGUAGUUUGCUUCGCGUUGCUGCAUAUUUUAGUUCAGGAUGAGCCCUCGAGCAGAGGAAGGGGCAUGAUGCAGCCCAGGAGCCUCUCCGAAUUUGUGUCUUCCAUAUUUCCAUCCUCAUAUGGAAAUAUGUUUGCUGAUGAGGACGAUUUGCUGCCGGAAGAUGGUUUUAGCUCAGAUGAUGAUGCCGGUACGUGUGUUCCAAAAUGUGGGGGUAGUCGCAGCUGCGGUUCUAUGGAGAGCGAGUCCUGUGCGCGAGGUAGCUGCUUCCGAGGUGGGUUCCCCGGCAGUGGGGUUCCCGCAGAUGACAGCUCCGAUGAUGGUAAGUCCUGCCCGGGGAGCGCCUCAUGCGGGGGGAGCUUCUGCAAGGGGGUCGGCGACAUGGCGGCGGGCAUGACAGGUGGUGUUGCGGAUUUUUCUGCAGAGCAGUCGUUGAAAAGUGAGAUGGAAAGUGCGAUGGAAAGUGAGAUGAAAAAUGCGAUGGAAAGUGCGAUGGCAAGUGAGAUGGAAAGUGCGAUGGAAAGUGCGAUGGCAAGUGAGAUGGAAAGUGCGAUGGAAAGUGAAAUGAAAAAUGCGAUGGAAAGUGAGAUGAAAAAUGCGAUGGAAAGUGCGAUGGCAAGUGAGAUGGAAAGUGCGAUGGAAAGUGAGAUGAAAAAUGCGAUGGAAAGUGCGAUGGAAAGUGCGAUGGGCAAUCCGAUGGAUAAUCCGCUGACCAGCUCGCUGGACAAUCCCCUGGAUAUGCCCCUGAGUAACGGCACGGAUGACCCAACUGAAGACACCGUGGAGGACGCAGUGGAGGAAACUCUGGGCGACGACGCGGAGGAAACCAUGAGCGACGAUGUGGAGGAAAUGCUGGACGAUGGUUCAGACGAGACGUUGGAAGAUUCUGUGGCAGAAGCUUUGGAUGACUAUUUAGAUGACGACGAUAUGGAGGAGACGGUAGAUGACUCCUUGGAUGAUGGGGUGGAAGAUGCAGUGGAGGACGCUUUGGAUGGCACUGCAGAGGAUAUCUUGGGGGACCAUGUAGAAGACGACAUGUUGAGCCCAGAUGAGGAUUUCGUGGAAGAGGAUUCCCCCGAUCUUAUGGAUGACGCAUCUGACGAAUUGUUAAUAGAUUUAGAAUUUUCAGAUCCUAACGAUUUAGAUGGUAGAAUAAAUAGACCAUAUGACCAUGUCAAUGUGAAGGUCACUCAGACAGCAGGGAAAUGGGAUUCUUUAGGUCCCAAUCCGUUCCUUUUUAAUAAUAAUAGCUGCCCUUACGGAUGUAGGAAUUCCGAUUUAUCCAAGACGUUAACUGAAGAACAGCUAGAUGAAAAGAUCUACAAUUUGGGUUCUGUCGUAGAUGUGAGGGACAUGUACAUCAUAUGGAAUUAUGUAAAUGAUAAUGAGAAGAAAAAGUUUUACAGCAUGAGGACUAUGUUGCUGACCUACUGCGACUGCCUGUCAGAUGCAUGUGAAAUCCCUCAUGAAAUUAAAAAACAAGAAUGGCUAAAGGUCCAUCGAUUCAUGAAUAGAGUGUUUUUAAGGUACGAAAAGAGGUUCACCAAAUAUAUCCACUCGUUUUUGAAGCAUGGAAAGACCGACCGAUGGAGAUUCAUAGAUUUCUUAAACAACUACAAAGCGAAGUGCAACAAGUUUAGGAUCGUCAUGUAUAACUACUGGAAGAAUAACAUCUUCACCCGGAUCGACACCUACCAGCGCUUUCUGGUCGACGUGAGUUGAGCAGUUAGGGGGGGCACGGAAGUUAUGGUGCAGUUAUGAUGCAGAUGAUAUGGUGCAAGUUAUGGUGGAGUGUUAGGAUGAGAAGAACCAACCUCUUAAUUACGCACCUCCGUUUGGAGUGGAUGACGAGUGGCAGGCCGCAUACUAAUCAUGGAUGAUCGAUCCCCGCGAAGGACGCUUCAGCGUUUUCCAUACCGUUAAGCUCCACCCGUUUUGGCCUUUCUCCUACAUGCGCAGAUGAAUUGGUGAGCCCGUUCGGACAGGCACAGCCAGCUAAGCCAGUGAUGAUUCGGCCCCUUUCGGGGGCUCGGCGCCUGUGUUAGCUUCGAUUACAAGGCGAGCGCACAUGUUUUGUGUAGCUCCUAUGACGACGUGAUUAUACUUGUCCAUUUUUAUUUCGCUUCUCGUGCUUUGGGGGGUGUCCCCGCAUACACAUGUGUGCAUAUACAUAUAGGUGUUUUUUUUUUCUUUCCGAUGUCUAACAUUUUUUUUGAGAGAGAAAUUCAAGGGAAGUUCUUUACACCCCGUUUUACGUGGGGGAGUUUAAAAACGAUUUAGUCUGAUGGGGUGUUGCGUUACCUGCGCGUGGCACCAGC